Messenger RNA from Endocarpon pusillum Z07020, 1497 nucleotides. RefSeq lists its product as uncharacterized. The transcript has a single exon. NCBI's taxonomy places the organism in Eukaryota, Fungi, Ascomycota, Eurotiomycetes, Verrucariales, Verrucariaceae. Bases 1 to 1497 code for a protein of 498 amino acids. The record is from RefSeq and is a predicted model, not a curated record.
AUGGCGACCUCGAGAGAGGGUCCAAAUCCCCUUCGUCCUUAUUACGUACCUCCGAUCGUUGGAACUGCCUCUGAGCCUCUGCCUAAUAGCUCCAGCAGUAUUCCUAAGUCAACCGCUGGAGGUACAUCAUCUUCGAGCUUCUCGUUCGGAGACCUGGAUUAUUCCGAUUAUCUACCAGAUUCCUCUCCUUCAAUAUCAGCAUCUGUGAAAGAAUUGCUUGAUAAAGCAGUAUGGAAAUAUGCAAGCGUCUUGAUGGCGCAACCCUUCGAGGUGGCCAAACUCAUACUACAGGUCCACACUGCGCAAGAAGAACAAGCUGUUGGGCCCGAGUCAGAGAAGGAAAGACCAUUCGAAUAUCACGACGAUGAAUUUGUGGAUUCCUCGGAUGAGGAGCCAAACUUCUUCACCUCAAAUACACCUCCGGAACAGGAUUCUUCUUUCUCGCCAGCCCGAGGUCGAACAAGACGACCACAGAAGCGUUUGAAUGGUCACAAGCAUCAAUAUUCUCCAGCACCAUCCAAAUCAUCAUUGAGCCACCGACUUUCCAUCAAGGAUCCCGCCUCUCUUGUUGAUGCCUUGUCGUCCCUGUCAUCAAAUAGCGGCGCCCUUUCCCUCUGGCGUGCAACAAAUACAACAUUCGUCUAUACCAUCCUUUAUCGAACAUUCGAAGCCUUCUUCAGAUCCUUACUAGCCGCAAUCCUUGGUGUACCCGAGGGCGAUAUCUUCACCCUGUCCUCUGCCGGGGCUAUGCCAAGUACAGCUAUACUCACAUCUACCGCUCCGCUCGCCAGCGUUAUGAUUGCUACAACAUCUUCAACACUCUCUUCAAUUCUACUCAGCCCGAUAGACGCUGCACGAACUCGUCUGAUACUCACUCCAGCCAGUCUCUCUCCAAGGUCACUACUCUCCACUAUCAAAACAUUACCUUCUCCAAGCUAUCUGAUUUUGCCACAUUUGCUACCCAUCACCUUCUUCACGUCUACAACCUCAGCCCUCAUAUCAUCCUCGACACCACUGAUCUUGAAGAAUUAUCUCAACAUCGAUCCUGUUCUCAAUCCAAACAGCUGGAGCAUUGCUACGUUUGCGUUAUCUGCCAUCGAGCUAGUAGUAAGGUGGCCAUUCGAGACGGUCUUACGCAGAGCUCAAAUAGCCACCUGGACCGCUCCACCUGGAGCACCUCCUGUUCCUUCAUCGUCGCGAAAGGCCAUUGAGACCAUCGUCCCAGUCCCACAGAUCUAUAGAGGUAUUAUCCCGACCAUGUGGAGUAUUGUGAAAGAGGAAGGAAAUCCGGUACCCAAGACAAACAAGGCAGUUGCAGUGAUGGAGAGAAGUGCCAGAAGGCCACGAAAGGGUCAGGGUAUAGAAGGACUCUACCGUGGAUGGAGGGUAGGUAUGUGGGGUCUGCUAGGUGUUUGGGGUGCUUCCUACAUUGGCGGUAUGCAAGCGGGUGCGGAACCAGUUGCUGAAGGUAUCCCAGUACAUGGGAAGAAGUUUUGA